CUCUGGGGAGUGGGUAGAGCGUCCUGCAUCCCCCUGAGGAUGGUUGAAGUACAGUGCUGGGGACUUGUUUUGAUGCCCUGAUGCCUAAGAGUAUUUGGAUGGCACGGUGUCUGAGGACUCCAGCUGUCCUGAUGAUAGCCUAAGAAGAUUGCAUGCUGUUCCCUCUCAGCGCCAAGCCAAGACCAUUCGGAACCUUGGCUCUCAGUUCUUCAUGGAGACCGGCUCCUGGCAGGAAAUUGGCAUCCCGAUGGUUCCUCCAAGUGACGUUGUCUCUGGCUGUGGGCUGACUAGAGGACACGUCGUGGCCAGGCCAGCCCUUUGUCAGUCAUCUGGGUCGGGGCAGCAUGUUGCGGGUUCAGAGGAGGAAGCUUCUGGCCUCUUGCCUGUGCAUGACAGCGACUGUCUUUCUGAUGGUCACACUCCAGGUAGUGGUUGAGCUUGGGAAAUUUGAAAGGAAGAAGUUUAAAAACUCCAACGUGCAAGAUGGACACAGAGGUGUGGAGGGUGAGCCUAAACACCUGAAGCCGUUUCCUGAAAAGGAAGCACUGGCCUUGGCUGGGAGGACCAAGGUGGAUGCUGGUAGCUACCCCAUCGUGCUGUGGUGGUCCCCCCUGACUGGAGAGACUGGCAGGCUCGGCCAGUGUGGGGCAGAUGCUUGCUUCUUUACUAUCAACAGGACCUUCCAGCAUCAUCCGAUGACCAAGGCCUUCCUCUUCUACGGUACUGACUUUAACAUAGACAGCUUACCUCUGCCUCGGAAAGCCCAUCACGACUGGGCCCUUUUUCAUGAAGAGUCCCCCAAAAACAAUUAUAAGCUCUUCCAUAAACCAGUCAUCACCUUAUUCAACCACACGGCCACGUUCAGCAGGCAUUCCGACUUGCCGCUGACUACGCAGUACCUGGAAGGCCUGGACGUCCUGAAGUCACUCAGAUACCUAGUUCCUUUACAGUCUAAGAACAACCUAAGACAAAAACUGGCCCCACUGGUAUAUGUUCAGUCAGACUGUGAUCCACCAUCAGACAGGGACAUCUAUGUCCGGGAACUGAUGGCAUACAUUGAGGUUGAUUCCUAUGGCGAGUGUUUACGGAACAGAGAGCUUCCUCAGCAGCUGAAAAACCCAGCCUCUAUGGAUGCUGAUGCUUUCUACAGAGUCCUUGCCCAGUAUAAGUUCAUCCUGGCCUUUGAGAAUGCGGUCUGUGACGAUUACAUCACAGAGAAGUUCUGGAGACCGCUGAAGCUGGGGGUCGUGCCUGUGUAUUACGGAUCCCCCACCAUCGCAGACUGGCUUCCAAGUAACCGAAGCGCCAUUCUUGUAUCGGAAUUCUCUCACCCCAGAGAGCUGGCGAGCUUCAUCAGGCGGCUGGAUUAUGAUGACGGGUUGUACGAGACCUAUGUCGAGUGGAAGCUAAAGGGCGAGAUCUCUAACCAGCGGCUUCUGACAGCUCUCCGGGAACGGGAGUGGGGCGUGCAGGACAUUAACCAGGACAAUUACAUUGACACGUUCGAGUGUAUGGUGUGCCGCAGGGUGUGGGCAAACAGUAGGCUACAGGAGCAGGGCUUACCACCCAAACGAUGGAAGGCGGAUGUUAGCCACUUGCAUUGCCCAGAGCCUGCCUUGUUCACCUUCCCAUCUCCAGCUUCUCCGGCCCUACGUGGGAGAUCAUUGCGAGAGCUGUGGCUACCUAGCUUUCAACAGUCUAAGAAAGAAGCCCAGGCACUGAGGUGGCUGGUGGAUAGGAAUCAAAAUUUUUCUUCUGAAGAGUUUUGGGCUCUAGUAUUUAAGGACUAAUUUUAAAAGGUACUAGACUGACAGAGUAAGCUUAAUUCUCUUGGUGGCCUUAAUAUUUGAAGAUGGAAGAUGAUGGCUAAUCUACUAAGUAUCCUUUAGGGUAAGAAGUCAUUGUGGCAGUUCUCACAAAGAGCACUGGCAAGUAGUAGCUGAGAAUUACCUUUAGGGGUUGUCUCUGUAUUUUUAUACUAAAAAAAAAAAAAAGAAGAGUAAGCUUUUAAAAAUGGACAUUGGUUGCCUUCAGGUUAUGCAUUUGGACCCAGGUACUGGCUGUCUUCUUUGGAAACCGACCUGAGCUUUCCUUGCUCCACACAUCUAGCUGUGAGUGCCUGAUACCCACCUCCCUGUUCGCAGCUCCUUGGUCCUCCACAAGCCCAGUUGGUUGAAUGAAUGAACCGCAUUGGAACUUGGCAGUCAGAGCCUCCUCCUGUCGUUCUUGGGGACACGAGUGAGUAAGAAAAGCUCUGUCAAGCUCCUCUGGUCCCCAAGUCCCAAGGCCUGGGACACGUGCGUGUCUUCCUUCCUCUCCACACCUGCAAGCCACCUCGCUAGCCCCGCCUAACUUCACUUCACCCGUGCCCUGUUCUUGUUUCCCUCGGAAGGGGAAUUUUUCUAUAAAGACAUAACUUCUCCUGGUUUCUCCAUCAGUGAGAUGUCGCUCAUUGUUUCUUAUACUACGAAGGCAGCAGAGGGAAAGUAGUCAGUUUCAUGGCAACCGGCCAUUUGUUUUGAUAGUUGUGGGGUGAGAAUGCCCUGAGCUCUCCUCUGGUUUGAAGCUGAGUUCU
Mus pahari (shrew mouse) is the source of this 2575-nucleotide messenger RNA. RefSeq names its product fucosyltransferase 10 (gene Pofut3). The transcript is spliced from 5 exons. NCBI's taxonomy places the organism in Eukaryota, Metazoa, Chordata, Mammalia, Rodentia, Muridae. Gene Ontology annotation, molecular function: alpha-(1->3)-fucosyltransferase activity. Gene Ontology annotation, cellular component: Golgi membrane. Bases 345 to 1790 code for a protein of 481 amino acids. The record is from RefSeq and is a predicted model, not a curated record.